Messenger RNA from Papaver somniferum (opium poppy), 979 nucleotides. Its product is annotated as peptidyl-prolyl cis-trans isomerase FKBP43-like. The record is from RefSeq and is a predicted model, not a curated record. Lineage: Eukaryota; Viridiplantae; Streptophyta; Magnoliopsida; Ranunculales; Papaveraceae. The transcript is spliced from 4 exons. Bases 161 to 625 code for a protein of 154 amino acids.
AAUUUGCUUUAAUUUUAAGGUUAUCUGCUUUUGCUAGCUAGGGGUCAAUAAUGCAUGAUUAAAAAAAUGCCCAUGGUAUGUUUUAAAUAGAGAGUAGUAACUAGUAAGUUUUUAAGCAGUUUCGUUAUUAUUGAAUAGCAGUUGAAAUUCCGCCACAGAAAUGUCGACAUUUUGGGGAGAAGAAAUCCUCCCAGAGAGAAGUUUCAUGCUUUUUGCAGAUGAACCUAAAGGAAGGCUUCAUAUUACCCGGGAAACUUUGGGAAAGUGUCCCAACGAACACGAUCGGAUGAUGUUGGAGGCAGCUAUAGAAAAGGCUCGCAAUGAAAACAACUUGAUGUUGCAGGCAAAUAUGGUAAAGGCUCGCAAUGAAAGUUUAAACAGGUGUAACGUUCUGUGUCGUGUAGGUUUUGGGCCUUCAGUUAUCUUAUGCUCGUUGACGGCGGGGAAAAAUGAGUCAUGUGUGCUUGAUCUGGACUUCGAUGAGGAUAUGGAAGUCAUUUUUUCUGUUGAUAGUCCUCACAGUGUGCAUCUUACUGGGUACUACCGCAACAAGGGUAAACCUAGUGAGGAUGAUUGUUCAGGUAAGUGCUGCAGAAGCUGCUGCUGCUGCUGCUGUAUUCAGUGAACAUAUCCGAUGCGCAAAACCUAGAACUCUUGUAAUAUAUGGGGCACAUCUCUGGCUUUCAUGUAGCAACAAGAGAUACUGCUCAAAGACUUGGAUGUCCACAUACUACUGAGUACUGAGAAAUUGUUGCAACUUUAUUAUCCUACCAAAUUUAAAGUGUUGAUGUGAAUUAGCUUCUUUUUAAUCUAACAAUUAGCUUCUUCCGGAAUGGUGUAUAUUGUUCUUACGGGUUCGAGGACUAGCAGUAAAAACUGAGCGGUGUGUCUAGUGAUCCUUUAUUGCUUAGUGUAAAAAAAAUAAUACUAAUAACGCUAUUGUGGAAAGGAUUGAUAUUUUUUGCGACUUAUUUUGAAA